This is a messenger RNA of Gadus chalcogrammus (walleye pollock), 1411 nucleotides long. It is a transcript of the gene etfa, whose product is annotated as electron transfer flavoprotein subunit alpha. The record is from RefSeq and is a predicted model, not a curated record. Gene Ontology annotation, cellular component: mitochondrion. The transcript has 12 exons. Lineage: Eukaryota; Metazoa; Chordata; Actinopteri; Gadiformes; Gadidae. Bases 80 to 1075 code for a protein of 331 amino acids. Gene Ontology annotation, molecular function: flavin adenine dinucleotide binding; electron transfer activity.
AGAGCUCAGCACCACAACCUUUAGCCUGCUAGUAGCACAACUUGCCUCUUUCAUAAACAGGGAAGGUGUUGUGUUCACCAUGCACAGGGCUAUCAACAAGACGAGACAGUUGGCUGGGUUCCUCCAGAGGUUCCAGAGCACCUUGGUGGUCGCGGAGCACAACAAUGACAAGCUGACCCCCAUCACGCUCAGCGCCAUCACGGCCGCCAACAAGCUGGGCGGGGAGGUGUCCUGUCUGGUGGCUGGGACCGACUGCGCCAAGGUGGUGGCAGAGCUCAGCAAGGUCCUGGGAGUGAAUAAAGUGCUGGUGGCCCAGCAUGACGCCUUCAAAGGGGCGCUGCCCGAGGAGUUGACUCCCAUCAUUCUGGCCACCCAGCAGCAGUUCAAGUUCACCCACAUCUGUGCCGGAGCGUCCGCCUUUGGAAAGAACCUGCUCCCCAGAGUGGCAGCCAAGCUAGACGUGGCCCCCAUCUCAGAUAUCAUCGAGAUCCAGUCCCCAGACACCUUUGUCAGAACCAUCUAUGCGGGUAACGCCCUCAGCACGGUGAAGUGCAACGAGUCCGUGAAGGUGUUCACCGUCCGAGGGACGGCGUUCGAACCCGCAGCGUCGGAGGGAGGCAGCGCUACGUCAGAAGACGUGGCCUCCUCCUCCGCCGUCGGGGUCUCUGAGUGGCUGGAGCAGAACCUGAGCAAGAGUGACCGCCCGGAGCUGGCCGGCGCUAAGGUGGUGGUGUCAGGAGGGAGGGGCUUGAAGAGUGGGGAGAACUUCCAGCUGCUCUACGACCUCGCUGAGACCAUGAACGCUGCAGUGGGGGCGUCCAGAGCAGCAGUGGAUGCUGGGUAUGUUCCAAAUGACAUGCAGGUGGGACAGACCGGCAAGAUCGUAGCACCAGAACUCUACAUCGCUGUGGGAAUCUCAGGCGCCAUCCAACAUCUGGCCGGGAUGAAGGACAGCAAGACUAUUGUUGCCAUCAACAAGGACCCAGAAGCCCCCAUCUUCCUGGUGAGCGACUUCGGCCUGGUGGCGGACCUCUUCAAGGCCGUCCCUGAGAUGACUGCUGCACUCCGCAAGUGAAGUGGAUCACCAAACUCUUCGUUUUCAACACAAAAGACGGUUCACACUGUGGCCACCAGGGGUCGUUGUUUCCCGCCUGAGCCUGAUGCGCCGCCCAACGCAUGGAUCCGAUGAAGCUCAGCUCGCUGCGAUGCCAGCAGAAAGUUGUUUUUAUAAUUUUAAUUUUCUAACGGCAACUGAUGGGAGAGCUUGAUUCUUCUCCCAUCACAUGAUACCAGAGUGCCAUUUCCUGUGUGCUGAUGUAGAGGUUCUAUACGUCUGAAACAAACUAAUAUUAUAUUGUAUUAAACUGACAAAGUGCAACUGACUUGCCAUGUUUUCAUUUUAUUCAGUAUC